This is a messenger RNA of Chelmon rostratus (copperband butterflyfish), 2801 nucleotides long. RefSeq names its product Golgi reassembly-stacking protein 2-like. Gene Ontology annotation, biological process: Golgi organization. Lineage: Eukaryota; Metazoa; Chordata; Actinopteri; Chaetodontiformes; Chaetodontidae. Gene Ontology annotation, molecular function: protein binding. Gene Ontology annotation, cellular component: Golgi apparatus. The record is from RefSeq and is a predicted model, not a curated record. The coding region runs from base 98 to 1351 and encodes 417 amino acids. The transcript has 10 exons.
GCAGGGAAACACAGCACUGCGCCGGAGAUGAUCUGGUGGACGGUCACCUGUUAAACUACACCGCUAGCCCACCGUGAUAGACACACAUUCAGGGAACAUGGGAGGGUCUCAGAGCGUCGAGAUACCAGGUGGAGGAACUGAAGGCUACCACGUCCUCAGGGUACAAGAUAAUUCCCCAGGUCACUAUGCAGGGCUGGAGCCAUUCUUUGAUUUCAUCAUUUCCAUUUGUGACACUAGAUUGAACAAGGACAAUGACACCCUCAAAGAGUUGCUGAAGAUGAACGUGGAGAGGCCCAUUAAGAUGCUGUUAUACAGUAGCAAGACCCUGGCAGUAAGAGAGACAACGGUCAUACCCAGCAACAUGUGGGGCGGCCAGGGGCUGCUGGGGGUCAGCAUUCGCUUCUGCAGCUUUGAAGGAGUCAAUGAGAAUGUUUGGCAUGUCUUGGAAGUGGAGCCAAACUCUCCUGCAGCCCUAGCUGGUUUGACGGCCCACACUGACUACAUCAUAGGAGCCGACACCAUCAUGGAUGAGAGUGAGGAUCUGUUCUCCAUCAUUGAAUCCUAUGAAGGAAAGGAACUGAAGCUGUAUGUUUACAACACAGAUACAGACAACUGCCGGGAGGUGCUCAUCAGUCCAAACUGCGACUGGGGCGGAGAGGGCAGUCUAGGAUGCGGCAUUGGCUAUGGCUACCUGCACAGGAUACCUUCACUAUCAUUUGCAGAGGGCAAGAACACCGGUUUCCUUGCACAUACUCCCAGUGAGCAAGCUCCUCCACCUAAAGAUGGCUUCACAGAGGUCCAGCUCUCUGCUGUCAUUCCAACCGUUCCAGUUGCUUCUUCUUCUGCUUCGACUGGAUUAGAGCAGUCUCUCACCGGCUUGUCAGUCAACUCUGGCCCGACCGCUGUCAUUAGCAAUCUGCAGACAGGAGUUCCUACUGUCCCACUGACCAGACCAGUGUCCUCCUCACACAGCGUCCCCCUGUCUGUCAAUCCUGCUGCCACACUGCCAGGUUUAAUGCCUUUACCGGGACAUCUUCCACCCUUUCCUAAUUUGCCAAAUCUAAAUAUCACCUUGCCAAACCUGGGCCAAGUAUUACCACCAGGAGUUGGUGGGUUACAACAUGCAGGUCCUCCACCUGUCACCCUGCCAGGUGUGGUCCCCGGUGUAACUCUGCCGCCGUCUAACUUUGUUUAUCCUCCACUCACUGUUAAUGCAGCUCCUGCUGUUACGCAGGAUAUCACGUUUCCCCCGUGCACCACCCAAAUGAACAGUACACUGACUAAAAACCCCAUCCCAUCAUCAGUGACCACCUGUGACUCAAUAAAUAUCACAGUGACCGUAGACUCAUAGCAGAGAGCACCUUUAAGGUUGUCAGCUUGAUCUCACGCCUUUGCACAAUGUGGCCAGUCUGUCAGCUGUUAGCUCGGUUGACAAACUGCUGCUACACACCGUUAGGAUUGUUGUAUGUAUCUCAAGGAUACUGGAACUUCACCAAGUUUUCCUUUGAAUGCGUGUCAAGCAGCUGCAGCAGUCGCUCAUAUUAAAAGCAAAUGUUGAUGGCAGGAAAUGGAAAAUUACAAGAAUCAUUCAAGCCUUUCAGCAGAGUUCAAAUAUACUCUCUGUAGCAGAACUUUUUUUUUUAAACAGUUCGUAACUCAGUCAUAGUAAUAGAUGUGUUAACACCAACUAUGGGUUUUUUGAACUUGGCUCUAAAACAGUGUGUGAAAUACAUGGGAAACGGGUUACUUUCAAGUGUGCAAGUCAGUAUCUUUGAAUCUUUUUUUAUGGUCAAACUACUAUGGAAUCCCUGAAGGGUCAUGCUAGGAUUUUUUUGGAUUGAACUUCUUUUGCAUUCCCCCUGGUCCACAGGAACAGUUAGUGUGUUGGUCAAGUCCAGUUCACUUAUAAUAGACUCCUAGUUUAGAGGAAAAUUCUGCAGAAAUCAGAGAUAAUGUGACACUUUACAUUAUGCAUUUAUUGCUCAUUACUCCUUUCAAAGGCCGACAGUGAAAGGCCACCAACUGCAUGUGAGCACAGCUGCAGCUAUUCUGCCUGGCUUUGGCUGCCCUUGUGGUUGAGUCUAUGACAUAAGUGCUAUUGCUCCUGUUAAUAUUAGCCACAGAAGCAUUGUUAAGCCACACACACAGGCAUGUGAACCUGCACAUCUACCAGAUAUGACAGAUGUGUACACCACACCACAGGACAAGUUCAUAGAUACAGUUGAACUACAGCAGUCAGCCAGCACAAGCCUUGCAUGCAGUUAGUGUUGCACCCAUUAUAAACUAAUGCAUCACUGCGGUAACAGUAUCAACCAAAGCAGAGUCAUGGCUCCAGACGCAGUCCCAGCUAGUCUGUCUCAAUUAGCCUUGGCAGCAGAUUUAGAGAGUUAUAGGUUAAAUAGUGCUGCUAGUUAUCUGUCCAGCUGCAGUGAUACAGACUUGUACCUGAGCCAGCCACAGCUGAGGGUGCACCCAGAUGCUGUGGUCACAACCAGCAAGUCUAUUACAUAGUAUGUAAUAGUAAAUCAUAGUACAGCUCAGCCUUCCUCUGGGGAGCAGGGGGAAUGUGUAACUCAUUGUAAGGCAAGGCACUGAACUUUCAGGGGCUUCGUAAACUACUUUAAGUCUUCAGGGGAGGAUGGGGCACUAACUUAUACUACUGGGGUUUUUCUUUUAACAAAGCAGGUUUGCCUUCUGCAGUGCAGUAUUCAUUAAAUAUAUAAAACAGUUUUGGUUUUGUACAAUAAAUAAUUUGUAAAUUAAGAUAUUGUUACCUUGAUUAAACUGAUGUAUUUUCACUA